Cheilinus undulatus (humphead wrasse) is the source of this 1329-nucleotide messenger RNA. Its product is annotated as zona pellucida sperm-binding protein 4-like. Gene Ontology annotation, biological process: binding of sperm to zona pellucida; prevention of polyspermy. Bases 1 to 1329 code for a protein of 442 amino acids. Gene Ontology annotation, molecular function: acrosin binding; structural constituent of egg coat. Lineage: Eukaryota; Metazoa; Chordata; Actinopteri; Labriformes; Labridae. Gene Ontology annotation, cellular component: egg coat. The transcript is spliced from 8 exons. The record is from RefSeq and is a predicted model, not a curated record.
AUGAAGUGGACUUGUAGUUUCCUUCUUGCUGCUGCCCUGCUAGGCUGUCUGGCUGAUGCUCAAUAUUUCCAGAGGCCCCAACAGCCUCAGGCUCCACAAUACCAACCACCACCACCACCACCUCCUCCACCACCUCAGCAGCCUCAGAAGCCACAGAAUCCCUCCAAGCAGUCCACACCUUCGCAGCCCCAGAGGCCUCAGCAGCCUGCAGCAGAAUUUCACACGUGUGAUGUGGCGGACAACUACAAGAUCCAGUGUGGGGCCCCUGGCAUCUCUGCCUCAGAUUGUGAAGCUAUAAACUGCUGCUUUGACGGGCGCAUGUGCUAUUAUGGAAAAUCUGUGACUCUUCAGUGCACAAAAGAUGCCCAGUUCAUCAUUGUGGUAGCCAAAGAUGCCACCCUACCCAACAUUGACUUAGAGUCAAUUUCUUUCUAUGGAAAUGAUCCAAACUGCAGCCCUGCUGGUACAACUUCAGCCUUCGCCAUCUACCAGUUCCCUGUCACUUCCUGUGGCACGGUCAUGACGGAGGAACCUGGUGUUUUAAUUUAUGAGAAUAGGAUGUCGUCCUCAUAUGAAGUUGCUAUUGGACCUGACGGAGCAAUCACCAGGGACAGCCACUAUGAGCUGCUUGUCCAGUGUAGAUACAUUGGCACCUCAGUUGAAGCUCUGGUGAUCGAGGUUGGCGUAGUUCCUCCUCCGCCCCCAGUUGCAGCUCCUGGACCCCUGCGUGUGGAGCUCAGGCUGGCCAAUGGACAGUGUACUGUCAAGGGAUGUGUGGAAGAAGAGGUGGCCUACAGUUCCUUUUACGCCGAUCAGGACUACCCAGUCACAAAGGUCCUCAGAGAUCCUGUGUAUGUCGAGGUCCGAAUGCUGGAGAGGACCGAUCCUAACAUUGUUUUGACUCUUGGAAGAUGCUGGGCAACUGCUGACCCCCACCCCCAUAGUCUUCCUCAGUGGGACUUACUGAUUGAUGGCUGUCCGUACCGUGAUGACCGUUACCUGACCACCCUGGUCCCUGUGGAUGCAUCUUCAGGGCUCAUGUAUCCAACCCACCACAGGCGUUUUAUCUUCAAGAUGUUCACAUUUGUGGCUACUGGACCCGCUAAUCCCAGCAAAGAUGGGGCUGCUGAUGCAGAGGUUAUGACUCCUCUCAAGGAAAAGGUGUAUAUCCACUGUAAUGCAGCCGUGUGCCAACCAUCUGUUGGAAAUAAUUGUGAAGCUAGAUGCUUCAGACAGAGGAGAGACAUCGCUGCUUCUGUCAAGAGAGGCCCCAGAUCAGAGACCACUCUGGUUAGCAGUAAGGAGAUUAUCUUCAGUAAUGGCCUGUAA